Molecule: messenger RNA, 1455 nt
Organism: Haliotis rufescens (red abalone)
Lineage: Eukaryota; Metazoa; Mollusca; Gastropoda; Lepetellida; Haliotidae
Product: transmembrane prolyl 4-hydroxylase-like
Exons: 9
Coding region: 201-1256 (351 amino acids)
Biological process (GO): peptidyl-proline hydroxylation to 4-hydroxy-L-proline
Cellular component (GO): endoplasmic reticulum
Molecular function (GO): procollagen-proline 4-dioxygenase activity; L-ascorbic acid binding; iron ion binding
Source: RefSeq, a predicted model, not a curated record
CAAGCACGCCGUGAGCUGCCUGACAAUGCAACAAGCUGUUCCUUAAGGUAUUCACACAGAAGCUCAGGCCGAGCUCAGUCGAUACUUGCCCGAAGUCGAGGAUAUAAAUGCAUUGGUUUCUACACACCCACAUCUACCGGAGGACAGACAAUUGGAGUAAGAUUCAGUCAAGGGUUUGAUGGCGUAAAUGUUGGCACACGAUGUUGAUGGUGUUCGUGACGACGUGGGUGUUGCUGCAUCACGUACCCAUGUACACGUGUGAGACGCAUGGGGGUACUGAACCUCUUUACAGCCAGCAUCAGCAGCAACAUCAACAGCAGCAGCACCAUCAACAGCAGCAAUGUCCCGCCCCAAUGAUCCGGCCUUCUGCUACGUCCGCCAUUGCUGCAGUCGGGGGUCUCUCCACUGUUGACGCUCAAGAGUAUGGGGCGGUAAAAGUACUCAACCUGACCAAGACUCGCACUCAUCGUAGGAUCACUUUGGCCAUGAACCCGCCCUUAUUUGAGAUUCCGGGUUUUCUGGCUCCAGACGAAUGUGACCAUAUCAUCAGACUAGCACAAGAGCAGGGACUGGAAGACGCCACGACAGCGGGCUGGGAGGAAAGUAUUGUCCACACUGACGACCUCCAGGACGUGAGCAGUCGAGAUCGGACUGGGCAGACGACAUUUCUAAAUCGGCGCGGAGAUCCGCUUCUCGCUGCCAUUGAGGAACGUGUUUCCAUCCUGACGGAACUGCCCUUAACACUCAUCCAGGAGAGCGAAGACCUCCAGGUUGCCCACUAUGGUACUCAGGGCCACUACCAUGCCCAUUUCGACACCGAUUCUGAUUGGAGGCUAGAUGACCCGGAAGUGAAACCUUGCUGCUUCCAGAUCGAGCCUCCGCGUGUCGGGAGCAGGUGUAUUUUCUGCAGGUUCGCGACUGUCAUGAUGUAUCUCAAUGACGUUGAAGAAGGAGGGGAAACGGCCUUUCCUGUCGCCGACCUCACAGACCCAGAUAUAUCGGCUGAGAAUGAAAAUUUGAGUUUCAACUGUUACAAGGCGUCGGUUGUGGUGAAACCCAAGAAAGGAACAGCUGUGUUCUGGUACAACAACUAUGUUGAUGAAGAUACGGGCUGGAUUGGGGAACACGACCCGUUUUCUCUGCAUGGCGGAUGUGACGUCAUAAGGGGCGAGAAGUGGAUUGCGAACCAGUGGAUCAGCGCGCCCACCUACAGACAAAGACAUUAUGUGCCUGAAGACCUCCACAGGGAAAACUGAAAAAACGUUAAGGCCACAAAAAAACUUGUGUAGAUUGUUAUUAAAAUCCCUUACCUAAAGGUGAUGACCUAACAAUUAAUUACAUUAGAAUAAUUUCUAAUAAUUUAAUCGUUUGAUUUUAGAAAUUGUAGAAAAUUGUACAAAGGUUAAUUCAGUUUUGUUUUGUUUGUUGUUUAACGCAGCACUCAGCAAUAUUCCA